Molecule: messenger RNA, 2503 nt
Organism: Sinocyclocheilus anshuiensis
Lineage: Eukaryota; Metazoa; Chordata; Actinopteri; Cypriniformes; Cyprinidae
Product: creatine kinase, testis isozyme
Exons: 9
Coding region: 187-1404 (405 amino acids)
Biological process (GO): phosphocreatine biosynthetic process
Molecular function (GO): creatine kinase activity
Source: RefSeq, a predicted model, not a curated record
CAACAUGACACUGGCAUUGGCACUCAUGCUUUGUGUGGUGAAUGAUGGGACAAUAGCCGCUCAUAUGACGAUGAGCCCCUCUGGCUAUUCAUAGCUAUCGUCCACAGCUACGUCUAGUUGUUGUCGGCUGGAGUGUGUCUGUGUGCAAGCGAUUUCAAGAAAAAAACAAACAAAAGAAAGCUCAAGAUGUGGAAACGAGAAAAAAUGUGGAUGAUUAAGCCACCAGCUGAGCACCCAAAGGAGUCAAAAUACAGGCCUGUGCUGGAGAGUUUACUCCCCCGUGACCCAAUGAGCAGGUUUAAUCUGAAGAGAAGCUCCCCUAAAGAUGAGUUCCCAAACCUGGACAGAAACCACACCCUGAUGGGCCGGAUCCUCAACCUGCACAUGUACAUGCGCCAGUUCAACCGGGCAACUGAAAGCGGCGUCAUUUUUGAUGAUAUCAUACGCCCCGGACUUGAGGAUCCGGGUCAGUCCACUGGACCGAAAGCAGUGGGUUGUUUAGCAGGGGAUGCUCAGUCGUAUAUUCUGUUCUGUGACUUCUUUGACCGUAUUAUCGAGUCUUACCAUGGCUACAAGGUCACCACUGACACUGUUCAAGAGAGCGACUUCAAUUAUGACAACCUGAAGGGUGGUGAUGACUUUGAUCAAGCAUAUGCUAUGAGUUGUGAGGUGACUGCAGGCCGCAGCAUUGAGGACUACUGCUUCCCUAACUGCUUCCCCACACACUACAGCAGAGGAGAGCGCAGACAGCUCCUCACGCUGGCAAAAAUAGUUUUAGAGCAGCUGGGUGAGGAUCUGCCUGGAAAGCUUUACUCCAUAGAUGAACUCAGCCAUGAGAGUGAAGAUCGCAGGGCUGUGAUGGACUCUCCACCAUUGUCUUUGAUAAAGAUCGGUGUGGCUCGUGACUGGCCCGAUGCAAGGGCCCUGUGGUUAAGUGAGGAUGGGACCCUGGCUAUUUGGGUGAACAUGGAAGACCAUCUGAAACUGGUGUCUUACCGAAGUGAUGCCUGUUUACAAGAGGCAUUUAAAACGAUCUGCAUCAAUGUGCUGAAGAUGGAGACACUAUAUAAGAAACUGAGACAUCCAUUUAUCUGGAAGUCUCACUUGGGCUGGGUGGUCAGCUCACCUGCAGAGGUCGGCACAGGCCUGAAGGCAAGCGUCACAGUGAAACUGCUGCAUCUAGCCGAGAACAAACGCCUGGAUGACAUCCUGGACAGACUACGACUUCAGAUGGAAGCAACUGGCUGUCCUGGCAUCUACAAAAUCAGCAACCUGCAGACCAUUGGUGUUAAUGAAGUGGAGCUGACCCAGCUAGUAGUGGAUGGGGUCAAACUUCUCAUCCGAAUGGAGAAAAGACUGGAAAACAACAGUGGCAUAGAUGACCUGGUACCUGCUCAGAAGUGAAGCGGCCAUCAGGCUUGUUUUAGUGAGAACUGUAAAAUCCCAUUGUUCUCAUCAACACUAUGAUGAAAAAGGGACUUUGCAACACGUUUUCUUGAUGUUUGUAAAAUGUUGUUGAUGCUAGUUGUUUGGUGAAUCUCAUGAAGAAACGUCUAGAUUAUAUUUCACCCUAUUCUACAUAAAGACAAUGAAGCCUAUUUUAGGCUCAUUACAAUCUUCUCACUAAGCCAUUACUGACACAUUGCCUUGAAAAUGUCACAAUACAGAAUUGUAAUAGCCUUAAUUCUCUUUAAUAUGUAAUAUAUUAUUUUUUCUGGGUCUGAAAUAUGACCUAGGCGAUUCAUUGAACUGAAAACUACAUUUAGGAUUUUCGCUGCAUUUGAGUUUACAGACUCCUUUCACAGUCAGCAGUAUUUACUACCUGUAUAUCCUAAGCAUAUAUGAUCAUCUGCAAAAUAGAGGACUACAAUGUUCAGUUGGUUAUCAAGAACAACAAAAAUACAUGAUGUAAUGAUUGCAAUGAGGUAUGCGAUAUACUUUAAAAAAGGACACAAGACGUUUUAGUUCAAAGACUCAUUUCAAGUAAGCUUUAAUGUGCUCCAGUGGGAUUGAACCACAGUGGCCCAAGGGAUUUUUCCACAAAAAUGUACAGUACUAUGUCCAGAGAAAAAAUGGGAUGAGUGUGUGGAAGAGUUUAAUUGCAUUUUUUGGAGAUCCUCAGCCUUCAGCUUGCUUCCCAUCCAAACGGUUUCAUCCAUACAGCCUUUAAAAAAAUAAAAAAAUAAAAUGUACCGUCACAAAAUGGAACAUCACAGUUGACAUUCGAACAUUCAAUUCCUCUCUGAGCUUUAAUCACAGCUUUACCCUUUAAUAUUUUUAGCCACUAAUCCUUUUUCUCAAACUACGCAAACUUGACCUCAUCUUCCCUUAAAAGUGUGCAGUCACAACCUCUUUAGUCAGCAUAACAGUGAAACAACAUAGACAGCAUUGCACAUUUAACCUUCGAUAUUUCAGUACAAAAGAACUAGUAGAAAGUACCAGUACGAGAGGUCGUAACCCAUCUUCAUCACCACCACUUAUUACAAAACAAAUAACGGUUUAC